AUGAAAGGGAACCGUGACACCCAUCCCGGUGUUUGCCAGACUCUCGGCAGAGAAAAUAAUACCACUCGCCUUCCCUCUCUCUCUCCUCGCUCUCCCCCAGCCCCUCCCGUUCCACACCUACCGCACCACAACACUUCUCGUCCCGCUUCAGCGAUGAAAUCAGUGGCUAUGGACCCCCCGGUUGCUGAUGUCGAUGAUACGGCUGCCUUCAUGGCAGCUGCCCGGUCAUUCAAGCUCGAAAAGGAGUAUGGCAAGCCCCCUGCUAUCUCUGAAGACGCGUCAUCCGAACAAGAAGGUUCCCAGGCCCCCUUCGAGACAACUGAAGACGCGGAUGUGCCUACUACUUAUACCUAUGACGAACCUAUGGGAACUCACGAGCCUGGAGUAGGCGACGCGAAUGAAGCUUUUAACAAACCCAUGAUCGACUUUGAAGCGGACGAGACUGCCACCUCUACUCAAGCCGCAGCUGUUGAUUCGCGUGCUCCUACUCCUGAAAGCGAGAAAGCUCAGCCCGAAGAAGAAGAAGAAGACCGUGAACAUCUUACCACUUUCUCGUCGUGGGGAACCCCUGCGGCUCGCAACAAACCCGCUGCCCAAGUCAGGCGGGUUAUCAUCAAAAACCUCCCUCCUUCUUGGAGCACCGCUGACAAGGUCCUGUCACUGGUGCAUGGUGGUAUGGUUGAGAGCGUUUCUAUUACCCCGACUGGGAAUGCUCAUGUCUUGUUCUGCGACCCUGUCUCGUGCAAGGCUUUUUACGACAAAUACCCGAAUGGGAUUGAUCUGGACAAGGAGAGAAAGUUCACAAUCUUCGUGGACCGCGGUGAAGAUGUUGAUGUGAUCAGUUCGCAGCUCUCGUUCCACCUGUCUGUCGGUUCGACUCGCGUCGUUCGUGCAGUCGGUGUAGAUAUGGGAGCCACAAUGAAGGAAAUAGUCGAGAUCGCCACUGCCAACCACCGCAAGGUUGAAAAAAUCAUCGACAGUUACGUUCCCGGAUAUCCCCGCUCCGUAAGUUUUCGCUUCUGCAGCAUCGACGAUGCCGUCCGUUUUCGUGCUUUCAUAAUCCGCAAUGAAGAUUGGGAGCACUGUAACGUGCAGUAUGCCACUGACCCAUGCGAGGUGGCGACCGGAUAUCACGCCGAUUGA
Messenger RNA from Aspergillus puulaauensis, 1143 nucleotides. RefSeq lists its product as uncharacterized. The record is from RefSeq and is a predicted model, not a curated record. Lineage: Eukaryota; Fungi; Ascomycota; Eurotiomycetes; Eurotiales; Aspergillaceae. The coding region runs from base 1 to 1143 and encodes 380 amino acids. The transcript is spliced from 6 exons.